AUGAUCUGGUUUGAAGAGACGAAUAGCGUUGAGUCAGUCCUGCUUUGCCCCCCGGGGUUCCUCAGCCUGUCAAGGAAUCCGUUGAAGUGCGAGCCGUGCGCGCCUGGAAGCUACUCGGUCAUGACCAUGUCCACCUCUUGUCUGCUCUGUGGAGCCGGCGAGAAGUCAUUGUCAACAUCCAAGAUCAUCGAGCAAGGGGGAGCGACUACCUGUCAGUCAUGUGAAGCCGGCUUCUUCUCGGCCGUUGGCUCCAGCGAGUGCCAGGGAUGCGUCGCAGGCUUCUUCUCCCCUUAUCGAUCGAACGAGAGUCUGUGCGAGUCGUGCCAGCCUGGUACCUACAGCGAUAUCCCGAAUGCGGCAGGGUGCAGAAGUUGUGCUCGUGGAUAUUACAACAAUGCUCCAGGAUCGAUCCACUGCUUCCCCUGCCUCCCUGGAUCCUAUCUAGCAAGCGAGGGAGGCACUUCGUGUGAAGAAUGUCCGCUCCACACGUACUCCGACUUCGAGUUCUUGUUCUCCUCCUGCCCUCCUGGUUUCUUCUCGUAUGCCUCCAACUCCCUCGUCCAGUGCCUCCCAUGCCCGGCCGGACGGUACUCCAAGGCCGCGGGCUCUGCCGCCUGCUUUCCGUGCGAAGAAGGGACGUAUCAGAACGAGUUGGGUCAGAGCGGGUGCAAGGCGUGCCAGGAGGGCAAGUACACCAGCAAUGUCGGGAGCACCCUAGCGCAACAAUGCAGCGACUUCUGCGCUAUCGGCACUUAUGAUCAGAACCGUGUGCAGCCCUGCCAACCCUGCACGCAAGGAACGUAUGCGGACGAGCUUGGGCUGACGGCUUGCAAGGCUUGUCCCCCGGGCACCUCCUCGCCUCCUCCAGGUGCGCAGGUUGCCUGA
Messenger RNA from Guillardia theta CCMP2712, 885 nucleotides. RefSeq lists its product as hypothetical. The record is from RefSeq and is a predicted model, not a curated record. Lineage: Eukaryota; Cryptophyceae; Pyrenomonadales; Geminigeraceae. The coding region runs from base 1 to 885 and encodes 294 amino acids. The transcript has 4 exons.